Molecule: messenger RNA, 1450 nt
Organism: Actinia tenebrosa (Australian red waratah sea anemone)
Lineage: Eukaryota; Metazoa; Cnidaria; Anthozoa; Actiniaria; Actiniidae
Product: protein rolling stone
Cellular component (GO): membrane
Source: RefSeq, a predicted model, not a curated record
CUCCGUAAAGUUCGAUCUAUUCCAUUCCGGAUUUUCCAGAAAUCGAUACCAUCUGCUUCGCAAAUAAUUCGACUCUUAUAAAUUAACUGGUUCGCUUCACUUCGCUUCGAAGGAGGAGAUCGACAUCUUCAAAGACAGAAAGAAGUGAUGAGAGAGGCGUCGAAAUUGCAUUAAUCUUGACUAUUACUGGCUUCAAAACACAGCAACAUGUUACAAGGUAUCAGAGAUGAGGUUCGUCUACGACAUUUUUUUCCUUCGCAUGCCGAUUUUUCGACAUUCACAACUUCAAAGUGGAUAUCUCCAUCCAUCUACCUGGCCUAUCGUUGGGUGGUAGCCAUCUAUAUGUCCAUAGAUCUGAUCCUUGAUCGGCUUUACUUUGGUAGGUGGUACAGCUCAGCCUUUACUAUGUGGGGCCUUAUCACUGUCACACUAUACUUCGACCUGUCGGCUGUCAUGUGUUCAGUCCAGUACUACUUGCAAAAGAACGGCCGAUCAAGUGUUGCCAUAACGACACCCCCAAACUAUAAGGACGCUGAUACACUUUAUAGUGAAUCGGAGAAAGCAAAUCAACGCAACGAAGUUCAUCCUAGAAUGAUCUUGUUGCUAAAACUGAUGUGGAUCCUGUUUAAUAUUGCUGCUGUCAACUCUAUGAUAGUUACGAUAGGUUACUGGGGACUUCUUCAUAGCAAGUUUGGCCAAAAAUCCCUCGUUGGUCGUAUAGGUUACCAUAACAUCACAGCACAUCUGUUGAAUGGCGUCUUGAUGCUUCUCGACGUGAUGCUGGUACCAUUUCCAGUGCGCAUCCUACACUGUGUCUACUCCACUAUUUAUGGAUUCUUGUAUGUAUUUGCUACCUUGAUUCACUGGCUGGCCAGCAGGAAGACCAAGAAGUUUUACGACUUUCUUGACUACACAAACAAUCCUGGCCUCGCUGCUAUCACUGUCUGCAUAUGUUUCUUCGUCAUUCAUCCACUUUUUCAAUUGUUGCUCUACUUUCUUUAUCGAUUCCGCGAGUGGCUUCUCACUAAGUGCGUACGACUAAAUCCACCCAAAGAUACCGUUAAAGAACUUCAUUGCGUCGCGUAGCAAGUCCAGUUAUUUUACACCAUAUGACAUUGAACAUGAAUAUAUCUUUGAUCUAGUCAUAAAUAUCCAUUCAAUAUUUACUGAAAUGAAAUUAUCUUAGCUCUAUUUGAACGCUCUCCAGCAUUCCUCUUUCUCAUUGGAGAUACAUAUGAUUUAUUUGUACGAUAGUUUCACCAUCAAUUGUGCAAGUCAGUCUCUGUUUCUUAGACUUCUCAGGGAAAACCUUAAAGUACAGCGUAGACGACUCUGUAUUGAUUGUACAUUUUCGUGAACAUUGACUUUAAAAAUAUAUAGAACUGCAUUACGUUUUGCUAUGACAUUGUAAAAAAUGAUAUUGUACUCAAUGAAAUGAUACUACGCACCC